Dunckerocampus dactyliophorus (ringed pipefish) is the source of this 4397-nucleotide messenger RNA. RefSeq names its product zinc finger protein 25-like. Gene Ontology annotation, cellular component: nucleus. The transcript is spliced from 2 exons. Lineage: Eukaryota; Metazoa; Chordata; Actinopteri; Syngnathiformes; Syngnathidae. Gene Ontology annotation, molecular function: DNA-binding transcription factor activity, RNA polymerase II-specific; RNA polymerase II cis-regulatory region sequence-specific DNA binding. The record is from RefSeq and is a predicted model, not a curated record. Gene Ontology annotation, biological process: regulation of transcription by RNA polymerase II. Bases 246 to 1868 code for a protein of 540 amino acids.
AGGGAAUGCUAGCGAAAUUUGGUGGCGACCAAGAAUGGUUGGUUGAGCGGCUAGUUCCAGACAGAAGUUUCCACGAAACGAUAAAACGGUUAAAUAGAUUCACAGCACAAAAACAGCGAAUAGCUCUAAGGAGGGUCUUUUGUAAAGCCCACGAAAUGGAAGUUGGGUUUGGAGCAUUAGAGCGCUAUCUGAAGUGAAGAUUGAAGACGUGAAAGAAGCCGAAGCACUGCGGUGCUAAGAUCAGGAUGGCGACGUCCAGUCAAAUAGAAGGUGGAAGAGAAUCAGCCCCACAAACUCCCAGCACAUCAUUAACGGAGCCCCCAUCUGCAUAUAAAGAUGUCCAGCAGCUGACUGGACAUCAAGAACAACGUCCUCCUGAGCCGCAGAAUGGGAGCUCCACUUUGACGCAGGAGGAUGCACAGCCCCCCCACAUUAAGGAGGAAGAGGGGGGGCUCUGGACCACUCAGGAGGGAGAACGUUUUAUUGGGCUGGAGGAGGCUGAUCUCACCAAGUUGCCACUGACUGGUGUCUCUGUGAAGAUUGAAGACCACGAAGACAAACCAUGUGAGUCCUUACAUUGGUUGUUUCCUUCCGAUGUCCAGCAGAUGAUUGGUCACAUUGAGAUUGAGGGGCCACUGGUGGGAACCACUGUAAAGCGGGGAGAUCCACAGCCCCUCCAUGUGAAAGAGGAAGAGGACGAACUCUGGAUUACUCAGGAGGGAGAGGGUCUUCUUGAGACAGAGGAGGCUGAUGUCACCGGGUUGCCACUGACUGUUGUCUGUGUGAAGACUGACGACCAUGAAGAGAAACUACCCGAGUCCUCACAGCUUCAUCACAGUCCAAGUGAGGAGAACAGAGGGGCGGAGCCUCCAAGUAGCAGAUCACCACAACACAUGACAACAGAAGCUGAUGGAGGCCACUGUGGAGGAUCACAAGCAGACAACCUCUUAGCUCCACUAUCAGAUAGUGACGACACAACGUCACACUCUCCUGAGGAUGAAGACAUGGACGACACCCAAGAACCUUUGAGCAGCGAUACAUAUCGUCAAGGUGAUAUCAGUAUAGAUACUGAGUAUCAACGAUCUGAAUGCUCUAUAAAGAAGACGUGUAAAAAACAUUGGACCUGCUCAGUUUGUGCAAAAAGAUUUUCUUUUAAGUGCCACUUGACUCAACACGUGAGAAAGCACACAGGAGAACAAUCGUUGUCUUGUUCUGUUUAUGGUCAAAGAUUAUAUCAUCCAUCAGGCAUGGUAUCACACAGGAAACACACAGGAAAAAAAACCUUUAGUUGCUCAGUUUGUGAUAAAAGAUUCAGUUGGAAAGCAGCGGUAGUCAGACACAUGAGAACACACACAGGAGAAAAACCCUUUAGUUGCUCAGUUUGUGAUAAAAGAUUCACUCGGAAAGCAGCGAUAGUCAGACACAUGAGAACACACACGGGAGAAAAACCUUUUGUUUGUUCUGUUUGUGGCCAAAGAUUCUUCUGUCAGUCAGGCAUGGUAUCACACAUGAAAACGCAUGCAGGAGAAAAACCUUUUGGUUGCUCACUUUGUGGUAAAAGGUUCUCGUGGAAAAUAGACAGUGUCAGACACAUGGGUACACACACAGGACACAAACCCUUUAGUUGCUCGGUUUGUGAUAAAAGAUUCUUCCGGAAAGCACUGAUGGUCAGACACAUGAGAACACACACAGGAGAAAAACCUUUUGAUUGUUCUGUUUGUGGUCAAAGAUUCACUCGUAAGUCAAAUAUGUUAUCACACAUGAGUACACACACGGGACACAAACCUUUCAGUUGCUCCGUUUGUGGUAAAAGUUAUUCUCGUAAGAAAAGCUUGACAACACACAUGCAGACACACAACGGAGAAUAAACAUUUCACUGGCCAGUUUGUGCUAAAAUAUGAUGAAAUCACAGGAGUGUAACGUCACACGUGAGAAGCUUCUAGAAAGUGGUGAUCUGCUGUGUGUAUGGUAUCCCAUUCCCUCCUGAGUUAGUGUGCUGUUCAUAACAGCAGCUUUGGUUGAGGACAACAUGUAGUUUUUCCUUAUCUUCUUUUUUUGGACUACAGAAGUGUACAUCACUGAUCAGGAAAUUGUGUUUGUGCUGUGACAAUGUUCUAUAAUAGUGUUGUACAUGCUCACAGAACAUAAGUUACAACGCGUCCUCAAACUUAAAACACUUACGUAAAUCUGCGUUAGUGCAGAGAACUUCACUGUGACACAAACAUAAGAUCAUGGCCACAGUGACAUGGGGGGUAUUCUGCAAAAGUGGCGCAACCAACCCAGGCUUUGUGCUCAAAAUGCAGCUCAACAAAACCUAAAUUACCCACACCUAAAGAGAAGGAACUGGUACUGCAACGGUGGUUAUUAUCAAGUCGGUUCUCGGCUUUGUGCUCAGUGCGCGUUCACAUAAAAUGGGGCCUUUGACGUCGUAUCAUUUUACUUCCGCGCAAAAAUGAAGCAAUCCCAAUGAGCAAGUAAUUAUUAUGGAGCGUUUUGAGGCGUUCAAAAAGAUUAUUGCCAAAAAGCAACAUCGUUGGCGCCAAUAGAGCGAGGGAGGACAACAGUCUUUUCAUUUUUUAAUGAGGUCUGUAUUGUUUUCAUAUUUUACUGAUCUCAAUAAUAGAAUGUGUGUGUGUGUUUUAUUGAAAGUGAGGCGGAGUGUGUGCUCUACUGUGUCGGGAUGAACACAGUGACAAGACUGUUUAGACAGCGAAAGUGACUCACAUUGCCCUAAAAUGCAAAACACCGAUCCGUUUAUUCAUGGCCAUAACGAAGUGAAAUCAUUGAUUACACUCAUUAUCUUUGACAAAUAAGUACUUGGUCGAUUGAUGAGUAGCGGCAGUGUGCUCAUGAGUCAUGCUGUAUCUCGUGGUGACCACUGGGAGGCAGCGUUGAUGUUUUGUGGUGACAAUUUUUUCCUUUUAAAGUUGUGUUAGUUUUUUUUAUUGCAGUGGAGUGUUUAUUCCUCCAGCAAAUAUUGUGAUAUAAACAGGCUGAGUACUCACCUACGACUUAUUGCUUGGCCACAUUGAGAAAAAGAAUUAUCUGACAUUUUGACAAUAAAGUUGUAAAUUUAUGAGAAAAAAAGCCGUAAUAUUGCCUUUGCCCAAGGCCAAAGGUCACGCAAGUCCCCCCUUUUCAUAGCUGUCUCUAGCAAUCACCGCUUCAUUUCACUCCUAUUUCAUAUUGUUUAUCUACGACUGAGUGUUAGGGCCACAUUGGAGAAAAAAUCUGAGAUUUCAAGAACAAAGUCGCAAAAUUACAAGAAUAAAGUCGGAGAUUUGCGAGAAAAAGUCGGAAAUUUACAAAAAAAAAUAGUACGUUUACGAGAAUAAAAGAAAGUCGUAAGAUUACCUUUGCCAAAGGUCACAUAAGUCCCCCAUUUUCAUAGCUGCCUCAGGCAAUGCCUGUUACGACGGAAUAUUAAAAUAAUCUGAGAGUUCCAGAAUAAAGAAAAAAUGAAUAUUAUGAGAGUAAAGUCGUUAUUUACACUCAACACACCUGCUAACCCACGAAACUCGCUUCGCAGUAUACCCCACAGUCACAGUCUGGAGAUCGGGAUUCCUGGGUUCGAUUCUCCGUGGGGCAUUUCUGUGUGGAGUUUGCAUGUUCUCCCCGUGUGUGCGUGGGUUUUCUCCGGGUACUCCGGUUUCCUCCCACAUUCCAAAAACAUGCAUGUUAGGUUAAUUGGCGACUCUAAAUUGUCCAUAGGUAUGAAUGUGAGUGUGAAUGGUUGUUUGUCUAUAUGUGCCCUGCGAUUGGCUGGUGGUCCAGGGUGUACACCGCCUGUCGCCCGAAGUCAGCUGGGAUAGGCUCCAGCAUGCCCCCGCGACCCUAAUGAGGAUAAGCGUCAUAGAAAAAGAUGGAUGGAUGAACAGUGAGACAUAUGGCCCGCAGGCCUGCUUUUCAUUCAGGUUUUCAGUUAAUAAUGUGAGAACACGAGAAAGAAAAGUAUUCUGAAGCAUAAAAUGUGAGUUGUGGAUACCAACAUUUUGUUCAUGUUUUGGUAAAACAAGCAUAUUUGAUUUGUUUGGGUUGAAAUAAGGUAUGAAAAUCAUUUCUACAAAAAUGAGUAGCUCUUGGCCAUUUUCAUUUUCUAAAAGUAGCUCAAACAAGAAAAAAAGUUGGUGACCCCUGCACAAAGGUAUGUAGUUGGAGAAUAAAGGUUGAUGUAUUAGUGGCUAUAUAUUCUACUGUGUUGCUGAUGUUCGUCUAUGUUUAACGUAAUUACGCUGCUAAGCCACAGUAUAUCACGACCUCGCUAAUUAGUUAUGCAUAAUUGUUAUGCAUAAUUGUUAAUUAAGGUUAUAAAGCAGCAGUUAUAAAGCAAUCCACCUAUUACAAGAUAGUAUGUAAUUGGAUUGAUCAUUUUCGUUGUUGCACAUAUUAAUUGCAAU